Messenger RNA from Bursaphelenchus okinawaensis, 1741 nucleotides. The record is from the annotation of a GenBank genome assembly. NCBI's taxonomy places the organism in Eukaryota, Metazoa, Nematoda, Chromadorea, Rhabditida, Aphelenchoididae.
AUGCAUUGGGUGGCUGUUUGUUUACUGCUUGUUAUCGGUGAGUUUAUGACAUUUCCUUCCAUGCCCUUUUAACGACUGGGAACACAAACAAACAACCCUUCUAAAACAAAAACAAUCCAAUGAGUUUCGGUUUCUAGGGCUUAUCAACCGCAAUUUUGCGGGUUUUGGCUAAAAAUUUUAAAAAAAAUUUUUAAUUUUAAAAUGUACCUAAAACAACUUAAAAAAUACCUAAAACAUAGUCAAAACCACAUUUUUUUCAGCGUGCUACGCCAACGAACGUCGUACCAAAGAACUCCUAGUACCUAUAAACUCUGUAACCCCUUUACUAUGUGAGCCGAUCUUCAACGACGAAAACGCUAAAGCCGUAUGGUAUAAAGACGGCGAUAAACUUGGCACAGUAACCGGUCGAUCCAAUUUCAUUUCGAAUGGAAAACAGCUCUACAUGAAGGAGAACAUCCCCGAGGUCGGGUUCUUGAUCAUUCCUCAUGUUACACUCGAGGAUCAAGGCGAAUAUUGGUGUGAAAGAGUUGACAACAAGGUACAAAGCGACAUCUCUCGCAUUCGCUUGGCAUAUUUGCAUAAACUGACGGCGGAGAAACAGAUCAAAGUGUGGCCGGAUAAGCCGGAACUGGGAAUGAGCGUGACCUUGACCUGUCCGGAUACUCAGGCCUAUCCUGAAGUUACUAUUGGGUGGAAGAAGGUAGGUUAGGGCUUAUAUUGUAGUAGGUAGAGUAUAUUAUUGUAAGUAAUGCUUGGCAGGUGAUAUACGAGGCCAAGUCAAAAUUUUUUUUUUGGUUUACCGUACCUUAACAGGGAACAUCACGUUCGAUUUUGCUUAGAAAACUUAUUUCGGGAAAGGUUAGAACAGGGAUAACAAAUACAUUGUUCAAAAAUCAACCCCUACGUACAUUAUGGCCGUACAUCUAAGUAUAUAUUGUUGAAACUACACUAAACUAUCUAUUAUAUAACCUUUACAUUCAAUAAUAGCAUCUAUAAAACAAUGUCAAUUUCAGAACAACGAGCCUAUUGAAUUCUCGUCUGGAAGAUACGAAGUGAUACACAAUGGCUCAUUGAUUAUCACAAGAUUCACGAAUGAAGAUGAAGGAUUAUACGAAUGUGUCAUUUCGAAUUUUGCUGAUCAAACCUCGGUAAAAGUGCAUCUUUCAAGUCCUGGAAUCAUCCCGCUGGCUAACAGUAAGUAUUUAACACAUUUUUAGGUAACAAAAUGAACCUUUUUGUUUAAGAGAUGAAUAUUAUGUAACAAAAUGCAUAAUUUACUUCUAAAAUGCAUUUUUAAUCAAACUUUAAAAAAUUAUUUUAAAAUAGAGAUUUUAUGUUUACGGUACUAUAAUUAAAUUACCAUACGUAUGGCCAUACCUACUAUAUAUAUCCCAAUAUAACCUAAUCAUUUACAAUAAGAUAGCAAUACUGUAACCUCAUUAAGUUCACAUUUUCAGCUGUUUUCCAUUACACUCGUGCCAGUAGUUGUACCAAUUGGACACGGAACAAUAUUUUCUGGUUUCUCGUCGGCUGUCUGACUACCAGUUUCAUCGUGCUGGUGUACUUGUUGGCCGGAAUGAUCUGUUAUAAACAUUCGAAUAGGCGGCAGACAACGUUCUCUCUAUUAUAUUCGUUCUUGAGAGCGGAUCCAUCGUUGGCACCCGGCUUCAGGAAGGUGGUGGUGCCGUCAGCUGACGUUAUUCGCGACCCCAAUCACAACGGGUUUAUGCAGGAGGUGUGA